CACCCGGCCCCAAUCUGUUUGCGUGGCCGGUCCACACCGACCUCACCCAUAUCCCGGACGAGUUACAGGGGAAAUUGCAGGUCUCCUAUUCGGCAUCCCACUAGGAAAAAAAGGCCCUUUCUAGGUUGUGAUGGCUCUGUCCAGGACCCAGUCCUUGCUUCUGCUCUUGGUACUGGCCUUGCUGGGGCUAGGGCUCGUGCAGCCCUCAUACGGCCAGGACCGAAUGUACCAGCGGUUCCUUAGGCAGCAUGUUGACUCUCAGCAGGCCGGUGGCAGUGACAGCUACUGCAAUCUGAUGAUGCAGAGACGGAAGAUGACUUCUCACCAGUGCAAACGCUUCAACACCUUCAUCCACGAAGACAUCUGGAACAUUCGUAGCAUCUGCAGUACUGCCAGUAUCCAGUGCAAGAAUGGGCAGAUGAAUUGUCACGAGGGUGUAGUGAAGGUCACAGACUGCAGAGAGACAGGGAGCUCUAGGGCUCCCAACUGCAGAUACAGGGCAAGCGCCAGCAUCAGGCGGGUCGUCAUUGCCUGCGAGGGUAACCCAGAGGUCCCGGUGCACUUUGACAGAUAGAUGUCAUCCUGCAGCUGCUACAGCUAGUAACUGCAAUAGCAAUGAGGGAUGUGUCAAAGGCCUCGGGCUUGGUCCCCAUUGCUCAUGCCAUUUACCCACACAUACCCAAUAUAACCCAUUGUAUUGAGCGCCUCACAUCCAGGAGAAGAGGGAAACCUCUCCUCACAGCCUGACUCCCAGAGUAUCCUCUGAUUCUUGCAUCACGUGUAUUUAGACAGUAUUUCAACUAUUACAAAGUGCCUUGUUUGUACAAGCUGUCUCAUUCCAGUGCCCUAACCUCCUACCCCAUGCCUAUUCGGCUACUUUAUUCAGAACUUUUAGAGUUAAAGAAUUUGAAGACCAUAAAAACAUUGGAAGUUCUCAGACAAAAAUCCAACCAAGGGCUGGAAAGAUGGCUCAGCUGUUAAGAACACUGGUUGUUCUUCCAGAGGUCCUGAGUUCAAUUCCCAGCAACCAUAUGGUGACUCACAACCAUCUGUAAUGAGGUCUGGUGCCCUCUUCUGACCUACAGGGAGAACACAAUAUAUAUAAUAAAUAAAUAAAUCUUAAAAAAAAAAAUCCAACUGAACCUGUUCCGCACACAGGACUUUACCUACUUCAUUAUGUAUGCUUUCUGUUUUCUGUUAUUCCUAAAUGUCAUCCUUAGGGAAACCAGCAAGAAUUUGGAAAUAACAUGCUGACAAAUUGAAAGAUAUGAGUUAUUUGGUAUUAUUCAUUAUGGUUGUGGCUACUAAGAAUUUUUUAAAUGCUAUAUCAAAAAAGAUAGUAGAUCACCAAGAUUUUUUACCUUCCUUAAUUGAAAGAUUUUUCUGCAUUUUCAUUGUAAUAAAGAGCUGUCAGCUGAA
Messenger RNA from Myodes glareolus (Bank vole), 1419 nucleotides. It is a transcript of the gene Rnase4, whose product is annotated as ribonuclease A family member 4. NCBI's taxonomy places the organism in Eukaryota, Metazoa, Chordata, Mammalia, Rodentia, Cricetidae. Gene Ontology annotation, molecular function: nucleic acid binding; RNA nuclease activity. Gene Ontology annotation, biological process: defense response to Gram-positive bacterium. The record is from RefSeq and is a predicted model, not a curated record.